GCAGUCAUAUUUCCAACCACACACACAUACACACAUGCUAAAAAUUGGCCGUAGAAUAAAUUCCGAUAACAGAUAUUUUGACAAGGAUUUGUACUUGUCAAUUACAAAAAAAAUCUAUUUGUAACAUUUAUUAUUAGAUAUCUGUAUAAAUAUAAGAAAUAACAUAUUUGAUUAUAAACAUUGUCGCAAUGUCUGACGAUUUUGAUAUCAAAAGCUUGCCAUACGACUUUAAGUCUGUCUCAAAACCUUCCGAAACUAUUAAUAGAUUGUUAGAAAGGAAAAAAUAUGAACAUAAUAAGACAAUGGAAUGGAUGCGAAACAAGAUGGCAGAAAUUAAUUUAGUAAUGGAUCAAAAGAUUAAAGACAGUGCUGAAGAAGUAAAAAAGACACUAGCUAAAAUAAAGGAGGAUGUUAAGGUUUUUCUAGCUACGGUUAAGUCAAAGACUGAGGUAAAGGAAUUUCCAGAUAAUUAUUUGUUUACAUCAUUGAAAGUCUUAAAAAACUUUCACGCAAAUCAACACAUUGCCGUAGAUGAAUUUUGCAAAUUUAUGCACGAUACCGAACAAAUAAGAAUGCAACAGUUUAAAGAUGUGUUAAAAGAGUCAAAAACUAAAUGUGACGCAAUAGCACAUGAACUUCCUUUUGUAUUGGAUGAAAUGUUUGAACUAGAAAGUCUGGCACUAAACCAAGCUACUAUGAAGAAUUAUAAAGAUUAUGCAGAGAUUGAACAAGACCUAAAGCUUCAAAUAAUAUAUGAUUUUAAACAAUGGACAGCUGAAAUUAUGAUAAUUAAGGAUCUACUUAGGGAACAUUUAAGGAUUAUGGUAAAAAAAUCAAUACCAUUCGCCGGAGAAACCCUCUCAAGAGAUCUAAGUAAAACGACGUCAUUUUUAUCGCCUGUAGAACUUCACAGGUUGGAUUCGCUUAAAUCCGAGUUUGUAUAUGCCUUUUUUGACCAAACGGCGAGGAACAUUGUCUCACUUUACAAAUCAGUUAUUCCUAUACUCUUCCACCGGUUCCUGGACGAGCUCGAUGAAAUCAAACAUUCAAUGUGUAUCGCUGGAAUCUGUCAUAAAAAGGAAAUCGAAGAUUUUAAAUGUGACAUUUACACACCUACUGUGGAGCAACUGAAUAUUGAGUACACUUACCAAUUGGAGGAAUUACAAAACUUCUGGGGAAAUAGCAUAGAUGAAAUGACUGACACCAUAAACGAAACGUAUAGUUUUCUAAUAGCCGCAGCCUGUUUGUGGGACCAACAUUUUAUCCGAGUUAAAGAACUUCAAGGCGUUGUUCUUAAAGAUAUAGAGGAAACUAUAAGGAGAAACGGACACUUGACAGAUACGUACGAAGCUAGUUUGAACAUAGAAAUUGAAAAGCUUAGGGAGGGAAGUAAUGAGAAAGCUUUGUCAAAUGCUUUAGAUAAUAUUUAUAGCAUACUAGACAAAAUGGAACUGUCUUACAAAACCCAAAGUGUCAACGAAAUGGAAGUCGUUAACAAAUAUAAAAAUAUGAUGGAUUUAGGCAUAGAAGUUCUAAUGGCUGAAAUAAAAAGAUUUCUUGACAUACAUCCUCCGGAUCUAGAGAUGGACCCUAAGAUACAGAGGAGACGAGCAAGUCAAAUGACCCUCCAAGAAAGUGAAGAUCCGAUCUUGCCAAUUCAGAUUCUAUACUGUGUGUUUCAAGUCGAUGCUGUUAAAAACUGGAUGUUUGGUUUGUGGGAAGCUAUCGAGCAAUACUUUGCUACAGGACGGCAGGAAAUAGAAAAACUUACUGAAGAGUGGGUGGAGAUACAAAAACAAAAAAUAAAGGAGAGAUAUGAUACGAAAAUAGCUUUCCAUCGCCCCAGGUAUCUGCACAUUAAGUAUUCCAUCCACGAAAAACGACUAAGGGGGUUAAGAUUUGUUGAAAAUACUAGGAAACAACUAAGAGCCUACAAAAGCAAAUAUGACGAGAGUUGCAACCGUUGUUGUGAAGAAUACGAAGCCGAAUGCUAUAAGAUAGCUAACGAACUUGGAAAUAUGAAUUCCUCUUCUGAAAUUCGUGGCUUUGUCCAGACAAUAAAAAACCGGUUGUUACCUAUGGAGCAAAAAUUAAAUGAUCUCUCAGAGGGCUACCAAACUAUGUGUACGAGCUUUUUGAAUGACUUAAAGACGUCUAAUUAUAAAUUUAUGAAAAGUAUAAGGUUGUUUUCCGAAAGUGGUAAUUUCAGCCUUCAAGAAGUAGCACUUACUCAAACUCAACUGCUCAGACUAGAAGAUACAUCUAACAAGCAGAUUGAGACGAUUAUAUUGACAACAGAAACUUCUCGAGAAAAAUAUCUAGCUCGAAUCCGAUUAUCAGAAGCAAAUAUGAUUGCUAAUGUUGACGAAUACAUUCGAGAACAUGAAUAUACCGAACGAGUAGUAAAAAAGAUUCAGAAAACCCAACGUGAACUCACAGGAAUAGCGCGAAAUUUACGAGAAAGAUUCAAAGUAACUGAAAAAGGAUUGAAAGAUGUUUAUGAAGAAGCUAAAGAGAAUUUGGGGAAGAUGGAAUAUUUAGAAAGUUUUGAGUCAAAAAUCGAAGCAUGCUUAACGGAGGUUUUUAAGAGUGCUAUCAAAGGAAGACAAAAUAAAGAUUACAUUGGCAUGCUACUAAAUAAGCAUCAAAAUUUAACAGGAGAAGAUUUUAUUUCUAAAAGUGUAAAACUCGUACACGAUUCAUUUUUAGAACUAGAAGAAUUUGCUAAAGAAUUUUAUCACAAACAACAGAUUAAUUACUUGGAUUCUUCAAAACUACAACCAUCUUUAGACGAUUGCAUGCAGGAAAUACUACAAAAAUAUAAACCAUACUUACUUCAAUGUGAGAUAAGCUGGAUAGAAAACUUGUCGUCUUUCCUGGCCUUACUUAAGAAUAUAGAAACCUUUCGAGAAAAGUUUAUUACAUCAUUUGAGAAUGUUUUUUGUAAAAUAUGUCUAGAAAGACUACAACUAGCAAUUGACGAAGUUUAUAGUCGACUUAACGAGCAAGCUGAACGAUUUAACAAGAGAUUAAAGGAGGUAACAUUAUUAUAUACUAUGGAAAAUAUACAAAAGUACUUUACCAAAUCGUCUAGUCUACAAUUGGAAACCGUUUUUCAAAGUCUCAGUUUAGAUUCGCUUUCUUCCCAAAAAACAUACGAAACUCCUGAAAGUUUCCUGUUGGUUCUGCAAGAAAAAAUAACAUCAACAAACCAAGGAAUUGAUGAUUUUCUGGACAAUAAAAUAAUAAAAGCCAACGAAGACUUCAAGCAGACUUGGGCCGAAGAUAUUAAGUACAUUUUGAACCUUUAUAAACUCAAAUAUGAUAAUAAAAUAUUUUAA
Messenger RNA from Diabrotica balteata, 3341 nucleotides. NCBI's taxonomy places the organism in Eukaryota, Metazoa, Arthropoda, Insecta, Coleoptera, Chrysomelidae. The record is from the annotation of a GenBank genome assembly.